AUGGCGGCCGGUACCGAAAUCCUCGAACUGCCUUUCCGCAAGAGUCAUUCGGUCGACCUCUCCUCCGCCAUCAAAUCGUACAUCUCCAAACACUACGAUCAGUCACCCUCCACGUUCGCCGAAGACUUGCGCGCAAUAGAUCAAUUACGUGACGAUGCCAUACAUGUCAGGGAACCACACGCGUCCGGUGUUACGAAACUGCAGCGCUACGUCGCUCAGCUACAGUAUCUGUCGGGCAAGUUUCCAAUCGACAUCGGCGUCGAAUUCCCUUGGUAUCCUUCCAUAGGAUACAACAUUCAGAAGCCGGUUCUGCAAAACAAUCUCAGAUUUGAGUUGGCUAAUGUCUUGUUCAAUCUGGCAGCCCUAUACACACAACUAGCCUUCGCGGUGAAUCGCACUAGUUCAGAUGGGUUGAAGCAGGCUGCAGGAUAUGGCAUGUCUGCCGCAGGCACUUUGGCCUUCCUGCGGACAAGCAUUAUACCGGACAUGCGGGGAGCGCCCCCAGAAGACAUGGACAACUUCACACUGGAAAGCCUCGAGCAACUAUUCCUAGCCCAAGCACAGGAAGCCUACUGGCUGAAAGCGGCCAAGGAUGGAAUGAAGGACGCCACCGUCGCGAAGCUGGCGGCCAAGGUCUCGGACUACUAUAACACUGCCGGCGAUCUAGCCAUCAAGUCAGAUGCCGUAUCUACAGAGUGGAUCCAUCACCUGCAGGCAAAGCAUCACCACUUUGCCGCCGCGGCCCAAUACAGACAAUCGCGCGACUGCCUGGAGAAGCGCAAGUACGGAGAGGAAGUUGCAAGACUUCAAGACAGCAUCAGAUGUGUCGAUGAAGGGCUUAAAGAGGGCAAGUGGAUCAACAAGGUCGUUCUGUCAGAUCUUCAAGGCCUCAAGCAGAGAGUUGCCGAGGACCUGAAGAGAGCGGAGAAAGACAACGAUGUCAUCUACCUCUUGCCGGUCCCUUCCAAGGCAGAGCUCGAAUACCUGCAACGAGCCAACAUGGUGUCAUCAAAGACGCCAAAAGAAGUGGCCGAAGGUAUCUCACUACUUGGUCCCAAUCGGCCGUUCGGAAACCCUUUGUUUGAGAAGCUGGUUCCAUACGCCGUACACCAGGCCGCGUCAAUAUACGCAGAUCGGCGAGAUCGUCUGGUCAACCAGUCCAUCAUUGCCGACAUCGAUAUCAUGAACGGCAAUAUCCGCGAUACCUUGCAGUCCCUGAAUCUUCCAGGCUCAUUACAAGCACUGGAGAAACCGCUGGGUCUUCCACCUUCACUGAUCUCCAAAGCAGAAGAACUGCGUCAACAAGACGCACUUCAGCGGCUAAAGCGGUCACAUGAGGACACGCACAGAAUCAAGACCAAUGAUCUGACCGUAUACCAAGAAGGCCUUUCGCUACUAGAGGCAGAAAGACAGGAAGAUGACCGGGCGCGUGAGCGGUUUGGUACCGAGCGGUGGACACGACCACCGUCUACUGUGGCUCUUGCGCGGCAGUAUCAAUCGUCAACUGAACUGCAGAAUUACCUCAAUUCUGCUGCCUCGUCAGACAAUCUAGUGCAAGGAAAGAUCCGUGAUAACGAGCACAUUCUCCGCAUCAUGACCGGCACCGAUCGCGAUAUUGAAGCAUACGUUCCCUCAUCUCGGAAUGUCACGCUGACGCCCAGCAUCGAGUCCGCCGCCACCACUCUCCGCUCUGUCCUCAACGAAAUCUCCCGACUAGAAAAUCGCCGCAAACGAAAGGUCGAAGCGCUCAAGUCGAAGGCGGCCAACGAUGACAUAAACGCUGCCCUACUAGCUGAAGCCGCCCGUCUCGAGCGCGAGUAUCCGAUGCAGCCCAUCUCCGCGGCACAAUUUGAACCUCUUUUCGAGGCACGCCUUGAAACCUAUGAGUCCGACCGGAAGAGCCUCGAAGAUGAGCAAGAAGAGCAAGACGCGCUACUCUCCCGCUUACGCGAGGCUAACAGCGCUCUUAACAGUGCUCGACAGCGGGAGGCUAGCUCGUCUUCAGGUCCGCUGAAGGCACGAGAGAGUGCUCUACAGGAGCUCGAGACCGCGUAUGUGAAAUACAAAGAGAUCAUCAACAACCUGGACACGGGGCGCAAGUUCUACAACGACCUCGCCAGCCAUGUCAACCGCUUCCGUGACCAAUGCCAGAAGCAGGUGGCCGCGCGGCGCGUGGAAAAGAGCGAGAUGGAGGCCGAGCUCGUUAGCGGUGAAGUUGGCCGACUGCGUCUCGAGGAGACACGGCGUGAGCUGCGCAGCGAGCGCGCGAGACAGCAGAAGCAGGAUGGUGGUGCCUCUGGUGGUGCCGGCGCCGGGAAGGCCAACGUCAAUGCGACAAAGGAUGCGAUGCAUGCCCCAACGCCCACACACCCGCCCAAUACACCUGCGGUAGCGAACACAAGGAGUCCCAUGCCGCCACAGGGAGUGAUGGGAGGUGCUCCGGGUGGUGGUGGUGCGGUGUGGACACCAGAUAUGGGUAUCCGCUUUGGCGGUCCGCCGAGUCAGGCGGCUGGUGCCGCGGGCUACCCACAGCCACGGCGGCCGGGGUCGGGGAAUACUCCCUUCACAUAG
Messenger RNA from Cyphellophora europaea CBS 101466, 2571 nucleotides. RefSeq lists its product as uncharacterized. Gene Ontology annotation, molecular function: protein binding. Gene Ontology annotation, cellular component: endosome. The transcript is spliced from 2 exons. The record is from RefSeq and is a predicted model, not a curated record. The coding region runs from base 1 to 2571 and encodes 856 amino acids. NCBI's taxonomy places the organism in Eukaryota, Fungi, Ascomycota, Eurotiomycetes, Chaetothyriales, Cyphellophoraceae.